AUGGCCGCCACCGGAGUUCUCCCAUUUGUCAGAGGAAUAGAUUUGCCAAACAAUGACUUUCAGGAGUCCAAAUUUCCUAAGCAUAUUGCUGAUAUGACAGGACUGAGAUGGCUCAAGUUGAACAGGACUGGGCUCACAGAAAUGCCAAAAGAAAUGGGAAAUCUAACAAAACUGGAACACCUGUCUCUUAUAAAGAACAACAUCAGCUCUCUAGGUAAAUACGUAGAGAAGCUUACAUCGUUGCGCACCAUCAACUGUAGACACAACAAACUCACAGACAAGGGUAUUCCUAACAAAGUCUUUCAACUGCAAGAUCUUUCUGUGGUGAACUUCAGCCACAACGAGCUGAAUGAAGUACCCCCUGAGUUAGAAAAUGCAAAAGGGGUCAUAGUGCUUAAUCUUAGCAAUAACAAAGCCUUCUGUGCAUGGGAAAAAGACGUUCCAGUAGACCAUGAUGGAAAGGAAAUCGAAAUGGGACUGCUUAAGGAGUACAAGGCCAAGCUUCUUGUGGAUGGAGACGUCAUACCAGAUCCAGUCUCAUUAUCUUCCGGGUGGAUAGGUGAAAAAAAGGCAACCAGCAAUGGCCAUCCAUUUAUAUCACUGACAUAUCUAUGUAUAUUGAGGGAUGUGGUCAUAGUGCAGUUAUGA
Messenger RNA from Mya arenaria, 648 nucleotides. Its product is annotated as protein flightless-1 homolog. The record is from RefSeq and is a predicted model, not a curated record. Bases 1 to 648 code for a protein of 215 amino acids. NCBI's taxonomy places the organism in Eukaryota, Metazoa, Mollusca, Bivalvia, Myida, Myidae. The transcript has 5 exons. Gene Ontology annotation, molecular function: protein binding.